CCCCGCGUGGCUUUUGAUGCUCUCGUCGCACCCCACCCCGCUUCUUUCCCGCCAAACGCUCCCGCCUGUUUCUGGUUCGUCUCUCUUCCUGUCUCCGCCCCCCCUCCCCCUUGUGGGUUGUCUCUCGUGUUCUGUCCCACCUACCUGGUCGGGAAUGUGAGCGAACGCGCACAGGCCCGUGCACAGGCUGGUGUACGGAGGGAGAUUUUGUAUAUAACGAACUGCACAAGAAGUUUGCGAUCGGGGCAGAGCGAGCACAGGCGACUUUUCUGCGCGUGUCAGUUUCUUGUGUGUUUACGCGUGAAGUAGCUGACUCGCAUCUAUUCUGCGGCUUCGUGUCCUCUUUCACCUUCCUCUCCUCCGUUCCAUCCUCUCUCGGCUAUGGCGACGAUCAAGCCGGUUCGUGGCUUCAAUGCCAAGCGUGAGAUCGAGCUUUUUCACUCUGCUGUAGAAGGUCUGAAUUCUGACGCGCAUGAUGAUGCGGUCGAAAAUCUCGUCACUCUCGCUGCGAAAAGAUCGUGGGACCAGCGGGCUGAGAUAUGGUCUGGGUACAAGAAAACCUUCGGCGAGGAUCCGAAGGAGGCCUUGAAGGCGAAGUUGGGCGGCUCUCGCUUCUGCCACGCCUUGUUGGCGCUCUUUCAACCAGCCCCCGAGCGCGAUGCCGAGUGGUUUCACAAUGCUAUGGCGGGUCUCGGGACCAACGAGAAGCUUCUUUGCGAGCUCGCAGCGACGCGCACUUCCCGCCAGCUGAAGGCCAUUUCUUUGGCCUAUGAGAAGCUGUACGGGAAGGAACUCGCUGGUGAUAUCGCGGGAGAGGUAGGUGGUUGGGUUGGCAAGAUGCUUGUCAAAUUGGUAACGGUUCCCCGGUCGGAUACUGUAGCCGACGAGGACCGCGCUUCUGAGCUCGCACAGAAGCUCUACGAUGCCGGAAAGGGCAAAUGGGGCACAGAUGAGGGUGUGUUUGUUGAUAUUCUGACUUCGGAGAGCAAGCCUACUCUCAAGGCCGUCUUCACUGCCUACCUUUCCAAGUUUGGAGAGGAUAUUAUUGAAGUGAUCGAUGACGAAUUCAAUGGAAAGGAGGAGGAUGCGUUGAAGUACCUCGUGCGGGCUAUUUUGUCUACACCACAGGUUUUCGCGGACGCAAUCAAUGACGCUGUGGCUGGCAUCGGGACUGACGAAGGUGCUCUUAUCCGUUUCAUCUGCGCCCGUGCUGACAUGGACCUGGAAGACGUCAAGGUCGCGUUCGAGGAGAAGUACAAGAAGCCUCUUGCUGAGAGAAUUGCCGCGGACGAGGGUGGAGAUCUUGGAAAGCUCCUUGUUGCCGCAAUUCACUAAAGCGGAACGUAUUUGAGCGAAUGAGAGGGAAGGUUUUCCUUUCUCUCUCCCUCUCUCCCCCUCUCUUUGUUUUUCUCUCUUUAUUCACAUAUAUGUAAGUACGCACUUGUAGUAGGGCCGUAUAUGUAAGUUGUUCAAGACGUAGGCGUAAGAACGAAUUUUCGUUGGAGGCGGAGAUUUCGCGGUUUUCCGCGUUGAGGUCGGCUUUUUUUUUUGCCCCAGACUACCACCGCAUUCCACACUUUUUGCACUCACCCGCGAGAGAGUGGUUUCUCGACGUCUUUUUUUUGUGGAGGGGAUGGGGCCGCGAAGAAGUGCUUGGAGGUGACCGAUGGAUUAUUCCGACGCUGUCUUCCUAAUGGACUUCGUAGCUUGAAGGCAAACCGUUUUGUACAACCUUGGGAGUCUCCGGAUGCCUUUUUUUUUUCCCCCCUUCGGUUACAGAUUUCAUGAUGUCUCUCUUUUGCAUUUGUUUGUUUUUUCUGUUGUUGUUGUCGUCUAUUGAUUGCGAAACCAUGAUCUGUAUCGUUUUGCUUGUCAAAUCAGCUUCUUCACGCUCUCUAAACCGUUUUGUUCGUGCAAUCUUUUCUACUAUAGGAGGCCCUUCGUGUAUUCUUAUGUUGUUCGCUGUUGGCCUUUGGGGUGUGUUCAUAGGAUGUUUCUUUUCCUUCAUCAUGCUCAAGACGUGUGAUUUUUUUCGAUCCUCGGUUGGAUCUACCUGUGCGGAGAGGAGUCGACCAUCGGUGAAAUCAGUUGGGACCAAAGCGCUCGUCGCACAACUCACCG
Messenger RNA from Chara braunii, 2121 nucleotides. Lineage: Eukaryota; Viridiplantae; Streptophyta; Charophyceae; Charales; Characeae. The record is from the annotation of a GenBank genome assembly.